Messenger RNA from Manduca sexta (tobacco hornworm), 1537 nucleotides. Its product is annotated as baculoviral IAP repeat-containing protein 3. Gene Ontology annotation, cellular component: cytoplasm; nucleus. The transcript is spliced from 12 exons. The record is from RefSeq and is a predicted model, not a curated record. Gene Ontology annotation, molecular function: ubiquitin protein ligase activity; cysteine-type endopeptidase inhibitor activity involved in apoptotic process. Gene Ontology annotation, biological process: positive regulation of protein ubiquitination; regulation of cell cycle; negative regulation of apoptotic process. NCBI's taxonomy places the organism in Eukaryota, Metazoa, Arthropoda, Insecta, Lepidoptera, Sphingidae. The coding region runs from base 1 to 1386 and encodes 461 amino acids.
AUGAGUCAGUAUCACGAUGAAUCAGUAUCACGUGAGUCUCUGGUGAAUGCUGGCUUUUACCACGCGGGCAACGGCCGUCUCCGAUGCGCUUGGUGCGGUGGUGAAUUGGCUCCCUUCAGGUGCUUUGGAUCCCUGGGGCCUCCUCUUGAAGUUCACAGAAUGAUGAGUCAGUAUCACGAUGAAUCAGUAUCACGUGAGUCUCUGGUGAAUGCUGGCUUUUACCACGCGGGCAACGGCCGUCUCCGAUGCGCUUGGUGCGGUGGUGAAUUGGCUCCCUUCAGGUGCUUUGGAUCCCUGGGGCCUCCUCUUGAAGUUCACAGAAUGUACUUUCCCCUUUGCGAGCACGCGGCGUCGUUGGAAGCCGCGCAGAACAACACGAAUAUGUCUCCGCCGUCGUCGCCGACACCAGACCCGCCACGAAGCCAACCUGUCCCGGAAAGCAACGAGGACCAACCCAAUCAGUCUCAGACAAUUAAUGACGAUGUUCGUAUAAAGGUGCGGUGUUUCUACUGCGACGGCGGGCUGGGUAAAUGGGAGGCGGGCGACACGCCGUGGUCGGAGCACGCGUACUGGUUCCCGCACUGCGGGUACGUGUUGCUCGUCAAAGGGCAGGAGUUCAUCGACAACUGCCGGAAUCGAACCUCGGUACAACGAACUUUUUCUGCAGAAAGUGGACUUACUUCAAGACGACGAAAUCCUGGUGUCAAUUUUCCAGUUACUGAAAGUCAGGUGGAGGAAUGUAUGGAGAGUCCAAUAGCGUUGGCUGCACUAGGCGCGGGACUCGACGCCGCUCGGGUGCGGCGGGCUUUAGCAAGGCGAUUACGAGUUUCAGGGCUUCCGUUCCAUUCGUCGGAGGCGUUGAUUGACGCGGUGCUAGACGAACAAUUGAACGAAGAGGCGUGGAAUUGCAUCCCGCAGAGUCAGAGACUCGCGCGAGACAUACUCGCCGAGACACUGCGGGAGUUCGCGCCACGGUCUGGUAUAAUUGCCAACCAAUGGAGCGACAGGCCGGAUAGUGCGAGAUCUCAAUCCGACACGACAUCGAGAUCCCUAUCCCCCGUUGAAAGCGAACCAACGAGGGCACAGAAUGAGAACGAUAGUGCACCUAAUGUGCUUAAUGUACUACCACCAAAUGAAACCAAACCAGUGUCAAGUGAAGAUGUAGAAAGUUCACCCAAAAAGGAACCUAAACAAUUGACUUUGGAGGAAGAAAAUCGACAGUUGAAAGAAGCCCGCCUGUGCAAAGUGUGCAUGGAUAGUGAAGUGAGCGUGGUGUUCCUGCCGUGCGGACACCUGGUGUCGUGCGGGUCGUGCGGCGCGGCGCUGGCGGCGUGCCCGCUGUGCCGCGCGCCCGUGCGCGCCCUCGUGCGCGCCUACCUCGCCUGACCGCGCCGCGCCGCCACACACGGAUAAUGAAACACAACAUUCAACUUACUAUGGUUUUACAUUUGACAAUGACGAUCAUCAUGUUUCCAGAUGCUGCGUGAUUGUGAUUGUAAGUCUAUUGACUUGAAUUUAUCCAGUAAGGAUUAAAAAA